Harpegnathos saltator (Jerdon's jumping ant) is the source of this 688-nucleotide messenger RNA. Its product is annotated as chymotrypsin inhibitor-like. The record is from RefSeq and is a predicted model, not a curated record. The coding region runs from base 158 to 400 and encodes 80 amino acids. NCBI's taxonomy places the organism in Eukaryota, Metazoa, Arthropoda, Insecta, Hymenoptera, Formicidae. The transcript is spliced from 3 exons.
GAGGCGCAAAUCGAUGUUGGAUGGAGACGCAAACGAUGAUGGAGAAUUAUGGAUGUGUUAACAAAUGGCACAGUAUAUAAAGCCGCAUCUCGUAUCGCACAGGCCAUAGCAGUCGAGAAUCUCUAGAAUAAAGCAUCGGAUCAUCACACGUGUUACAAUGUCGCGCGCUAGUCUCGUAUUGCUCGUUGCGAUCGCGGUGCUUUUCAGCACGGCUACCUCACAAAGUGCUCGGCGAUGCCCGCCAAAUCAAGAAUGGACCACUUGUGGAUCAGCAUGUCCGCCGUCCUGUAACUCACGCCCUGAUCAAGUUUGCACAUUGCAAUGCGUAAUCGGCUGUCAAUGCAGGCCAGGACUUUUGUUGAACAGUAGAGGAGAAUGUGUUCCUCCAAGUCAGUGCUAAAUACCAAACGAGACAUGCUUCUACUGAAGUGAUGUUCAACAUUCUUGGGUCGACUCGGAAAAAUUCGGACCGAAAUGCUUAUACGAUACCUAAGUAUAGAUUAGUUGCUGUCAGACGUAAUCGGCAUAUGUUUACACUUGAGUACUUACUGAAUAUAUAAGAAAUUGAAAUUACCAAGACGUACAUUCCUUCGUCUUAUUCUAUGAUAUUAAUAUUCUGUGAGAUGUUUACAUUUAACGUUUCUUUGUACACCAAAGUGGUUAAAAAUAAAGACUAACAUAGAUGACA